UUUCUCAGCUGUCUUUGUUAUUGUUCGAUUUUGUAAACAAAUCGCCCCCGGGAACGAACAGAAAAUAGUCCACGAAACUAAUUUUACGCUUGCAGCAUAAACCAUACACACACGCUACCCGUUUAAAUGUAUAAAUUUCUUUCCAAAGCACUCGGCAUCUGUGGAUACAUCGUGCAGUAUGGCUGCAUUACCCACUGCACCUUCGAGUACCUGGGCGAUUUCGUUGUGUGCGUUGGCCCCUCGAUGGAACCGACUCUGAUGACGAACAACGUGCUGAUAACUGACCGCAUUACCCCACGCCUCGCCAAACUGCAGCGAGGCGAUAUUAUCAUCACCAAAAGCCCCACCAAACCGGUGCAGCACGUGUGCAAGCGCAUCAUCGGCAUGCCGGGCGAUCGGAUCAUGACACGGGCAUCGUUCAACCUGAACCCGCUCUCGAACACCUACACCAUCUACACCUCGGUGCUUGCGAACGACAGUGGCAGCGAGCUGGAGCUGGACGCAGAUGGACACCUGCCGAGGGCGAAAGCGCAACAGCACUACGAGGCGAUGGUCAAGCUGCGGGAAAAGGUUGACUACGUUAGCCACUCGGUGGAGGAAGCGCAAGCGAAGCAGCAGCAGCAGGACGGUACGGGACGCGUGGCCAUGAGCGGUGAAGGACGAGGGGUGGAUAUACUGCCGGAGGAGGACAGCCAUCCGGAACCGAGAACGAGCAUUGUUAUUGUGCCGCGGGGACACUUGUGGAUCGAGGGCGACAAUGUGCAGAAUAGUUCCGACUCGCGCAACUACGGCCCGGUGCCGAUUGGGCUGGUAAAGAGCCGAGCCGUCUGCCGUCUGUGGCCUUUGAGCGAGUUUAAGCUGUUUAUUUGAGGGAGAGAGAGAGAGAGCGACAAAGCUAACCCAGUGAUGAUUGUUCUGCUAUGAGAUAUUAGAUUAAAUGUUAAGUUAGUAAAAUAUUGAGAGAGAGAGAAAAAAGAAA
Molecule: messenger RNA, 979 nt
Organism: Anopheles gambiae (African malaria mosquito)
Lineage: Eukaryota; Metazoa; Arthropoda; Insecta; Diptera; Culicidae
Product: mitochondrial inner membrane protease subunit 1
Exons: 2
Coding region: 127-870 (247 amino acids)
Cellular component (GO): membrane; mitochondrial inner membrane peptidase complex
Molecular function (GO): serine-type endopeptidase activity
Source: RefSeq, a predicted model, not a curated record